Molecule: messenger RNA, 1631 nt
Organism: Drosophila arizonae
Lineage: Eukaryota; Metazoa; Arthropoda; Insecta; Diptera; Drosophilidae
Gene: mbm
Product: mushroom body miniature
Molecular function (GO): zinc ion binding; nucleic acid binding
Source: RefSeq, a predicted model, not a curated record
GUAGACAUAGUGGAGGAGGUGGACGUGGUAAUGGAGGAGGAGGAGGAGGAGGAGGCGGUGGUGGAGGUGGUGGCAGAGGACGUCCAGACAGAAGAAGGGACAAUCACAGAGGAGAUCGAUGUGGCAGAGACGGAAGAAGAACGCGAUAUGGACAUGAUGGAGGCGGAGGUGGAGCCGGCGGAGGUGAUGGAGGUAGAGGUGGCUUACGUAACAAACAAAACCACGGAGGCAAUCAGUCUAGUCCCUGGUACCAGGACAAAAUGCCCAAUGAUGUAUUCUACUUUUCUAAUGGAAAACACAAAAAUGAAAAUACUAAAAUUCCGACUCCUACAGAAGCACCAGCAGUGGCAACGCCUACAGCCGAGCCGACGAAAGAAGCAACGCCUGUGGUUGCAGCAACCCCAGCAAUUGCAGCGCCCCCAGCAAUUGCAGCAACCCCAGCCAUUGCUGCAACUCCACCAAUUGCAGCUAUAAAUCAAACGCCUCUCAUUAGUCCAGCCAACAUCAAGAAGGAAAAGAAAGAGGCGUCAGUCAAGGCGCCGGCCAAACCAGCGGAAAGCAGCGAAGACAGCUCCUCCAGCAGCUCCGAUGAAAGUGUCGAAGCCGGUGAGGUAGUCAAAAAGACAACAGUUGUUAAGACUGAAGCGGCUAAAGUGAAGGUUAAAGUUGAAGCGGCUAAAGUUAAGGAUAAAGCUGAAGCCGCCAAAGUAAAGGUUAAAGCCGAGCCAGUUUCUAAAGCACCGCCAUCAUCCUCUUCUUCCUCAUCGUCCGAGGAUGAUUCAAGUGAUGAAAACCCAGCGGUUAAGGGAAAACCAUCAGUCAAAGAUACUCCACAGAAAUCGCCAAAAAGUGCCAACAAAAGUGCAUCCGAAGAUGAUGUUGUUUGUAUGGGAAACGAAAGUCGCAAAUACACAAUUCCAGAUGAGGAUGAUGAUGAGGAUGAGGUUGAAGAUGAAGCCGAGGCCAGCACCGAUGAGGAGGACAAAGUUGUGGAGACGGAAGAAAAAGGCAAAGACAAGACGUCUCACAUAUGCGGCAUUUGCGAUAAGAAGGGGCACACUUCAUUUGAGUGCCAGAUGAUCUGCAGGAAUUGCUCGGCGCCCUAUCACAGUUUGAAGAACUGUCCGCAGCCUCCUAAUUUGAAUAUUGCGCUGCAGGCUUUCAUGGAGUUUAGCAUGCAACAAUUGGCCGUCUUUAAUAUGGAUAAACGUUUCACAUUUCCUGGUAGCGUAGUCCCAGCGCCACCUCAACAGUUACCAGCUGCCCAGCUACAAACUCCAACAGUUAACAAGACUAAAAAGGAUAAACGAACUCUGAAUAAAAAGGCAAAGAAAAUGCCUAAGAAGAAAAUCAAAAUAGAGGCAAAGCAAAGCGACGAUGAGGAUGACGACGACGAUGACGAGGAUGAUGAGGAUGAGUUAGAAGAAGCAGAUCCCACUGACACAGAAUCAAGUGAUUCCAGCGCUGAGGCCAAGCCAGCAACUAAAAUCAAAAGAAAACGCAGCUCCAAGCAAUCUUCUAAGAACUUGCCAACUGGUCCCGCAGCAUAUCCUUUUCCGUUGCUGGCUCCUGGUGCACCAUAUAAUCCGAUAAUGUAUCCAUAUGGAGCUCAGUUUAGUUUUCCUAAAUAA